Pygoscelis adeliae (Adelie penguin) is the source of this 3983-nucleotide messenger RNA. RefSeq names its product SWT1 RNA endoribonuclease homolog (S. cerevisiae) (gene SWT1). The record is from RefSeq and is a predicted model, not a curated record. Bases 5 to 2671 code for a protein of 888 amino acids. NCBI's taxonomy places the organism in Eukaryota, Metazoa, Chordata, Aves, Sphenisciformes, Spheniscidae. The transcript is spliced from 18 exons. Gene Ontology annotation, cellular component: nucleus.
GAAGAUGUCUAAAAAGAAACCGAAGAAAUUAACUGGAAAGGAAGACUGUUUGGAUGGCCAGGAUGACAAAAACUCUGAAGACACAAGAUCUUAUAACCAUACUAUGAAAGGAGAGACAGAAUUUCAGAGAUUCAAAAUAGAGAAAGGUGGGCAAGAGAAGAAGCGAGACCGAAGUUCUAAUAUUUCUCAUGGCGCUGAUGGAAGAUCCCAAGGAAAAUCUCCAAAUAGAAGCAAAACCACAGACAAUUCUUUAAUCCAAACUGAAAAGCAAAAAAGAAUAGUUAUCCAAUUUAAAGCCAAAGAAAUUAAACAUGGAAAAAGUACACGCACUCCUGAUGUAGUGACUACUAGCAGGGAAAGUUAUAACAAAAGUUGUUUUGAUGGAACAGAAGGAAGAAGACUCUGGCACAGCUUUGCAGUUCAGAGGGAGAAGGCACUGAAGAAAAAGACAGAGAAAGUUGAACUCUGCAAACUAAAGUUAAAAGCGGAACAAACCAUGUUGGAAAAAUUUAUGUCAUCUGCGUGCGAUUCACAUGUACCACAUAAAAAGGCAGAUGGAUCAAAAAAACGGAGUGAAGAUGUCAGAAUUCCAAAAAAGCCAUCUGAUACCUCUACAGGGACUGUGCAUGAUGAUAGACCUUUCACUAAGAAGACAAAUACGUUAUCUAGGACUUGGGAAGAAGAGUAUGAAGAAGAAUAUAAGGAGUUUUCUAAGAAAAAAAGGCAUGUGAAUAAACAUACACCAUCACACUAUUUAACUGAAACACCACAACAAUGGGACUCUUGUAAACGGAAAAAAAAGGAUGCUGAUUCUGAUAAAGCUACUGGUAAUUCAGGGGCUGAAGAAAGGGACUUUGAAGCCACAGCAUUAUGUUUUAAGCAGAAUUUUGAGGUCCCAUGCACAUCUGACUCCUACCAAGAAGGUGAGGGCAUAAAGUCUGUCCAAAAGAGCUUUGAAGUCUUUCCACCCCUUCAAGACAGUCAGAACCCAGAAACAGACCAAGAGAUGCAGAUAGUUGAAGAUUUGCAUGUUGCUCGUGUUGAAAAGAGGAUGGCGCUGUCUGUAGUACAGACUUGUGGAGAACUUACAAGUAUGGAAAUAGAUCUUCCAGAACAGGAUUUGAAUAUUUCUGCUGAGGCUUUUACUUCUGGUCUGAACAUAUUAGUGGUGAUUGACACAAAUAUAAUGAUUAGUCACCUUGAGUUUGUCAGAUCCCUGAAAUCUGAGGAUAUACCAGGGGUUGGCAGACUUGCAUUAAUAAUUCCCUGGGUCGUUCUACAAGAGUUGGACAACUUAAAGAAGGGGAAAAUGUUGCAGCAUGUUCGGGACAAAGCUAUCCCCGCAGUUCAGUUCAUCUACACGUGUCUCAAAAACCAAGAUUCAAAAUUGUGGGGGCAAUCCAUGCAGCUUGCUUCUCAAAAAAUAUAUGGCCUGAGUGACGAGAACAAUGAUGAUCGUGUUUUACAAUGUUGUCUGCAGUAUCAGAACCUCUUUCCUCAAGCUGUUGUAAUACUCUGCACGGAUGAUAAAAAUUUAUGUAGUAAAGCCAUUGUGAGUGAGGUCAAGGCAUUCUGCAAAGCUGAUUUGGUUACUGCUCUACAGAAUCUGAAUGUAAACAGGCACCAGAACUGCGUUGAGCCGCAACAGUCAAAAUGUGAUACAGAAUUCGAGGAAACGGAAAGAGGUGAUGCUAGUCUUACUGCGCAAUUCCCAAAUAUACUUCCAGGCCUUGAAAAGAACUUAGGAGAAGCUUUAUCUUGUAUUUUGGAGACUGAAAUGAAAAUUGCAUUCGGAAACCUAUGGAUGGAGAUACUGUAUCUGAAGCCACCAUGGACAUUAGCAAACUUGCUGAAGUGUUAUAAAAAACACUGGAUGGCUGUGUUUGGUUAUGUUGUGCCAAGGAGUUUACUUUCAACCAUUGAAUGUCUCUAUAAACACCUUUGUACAGGUAAAACAGUUGACUCCUCAACAGUGGGUAUCUUGCUCCAGGAAUCCAAAAAAUUACUCCAUGCUUUCAGUUCAAGGUCAGACUAUAAUGGUGUACUUCCCCAGGCUUAUGCUGAAGUGAGUAAGCUAUACCAAACAUUUAUAGAGGUGAGGUCGGACAGUGAGCAGGAUUUGUCAGAAGACAUCAUGGUUCUUUCAGAAAAUGCUGUAUGUGAAAAAAUGGAAGCAAUGACACCAAAUCUUCAAAACUGUGAAGAAAAAAAGUUACAUCCAAGCUUUCAUGUAGCUCAAGAAAACAGGCACCAGGAAAUCUGGUCAGUCCUUGAAGGUGUAUGGAAUACAAUAAACUUGUACAGUAUUGAAAUUUUCCAAAAGUUGGACCCCAACGCAGUAACUUUGACUGCAAAGUCUUCGUUUGAAGAAGCUUUUUUAGGUCUGCAGAAACUGUUGGCAGCUGUGAAUGAUAUCCGUGAAGGAAUUAGUAGAAUUUUGACCCCCACCAGUAGUUUCCAAGAUAUUUGGACCCUCUAUAACUUCCUCAUAAGCAAUGAGAUAAAUAACAGUAUAAAAUUCACUGCUGAGGAGCUUUAUGAGUGUGUUUCACAAAAGAUAUAUCGGGAAAGGUUAGAAGUUGGAUGUUGCCAGCUGGCCCAGCUGGAACACGCUAUUAAGCAGUGUCACGCAUCGGUUCACAGGGAAGCCAAGAACAGGGGCUGGCUGUGACACUUGGGUCAAGGUUUGGAGCUGAGGUGCUCACCCCCUGCGUUUUCCUGUCCAACAACUCCUCUGGUGCGUGUGAGGGAAAUAUUCGAGGAACCAAACAUCUGCCUUCUUUUUUCUCGAUGGUGCUGUUUUGUAUUUGAGUUGAAGGAAAAAACCAGCUAGUUACAUAUGUACAUUAAAUGUCAGAAUUCCUGCUAAGAAUCGCAAGCUAAUACAAUUUUCUGUCUCAAGUGAGGGGCUCUGGCUUGAUACAGCUGGUCUGGUAUACAGCAGACGUGCUGGGCUGCUCUUCUAAAUUCCAAACGUUCGUGUUAGGACCUAGGUCUGUUAAUGGCUCUACAGGAAAAAUCCGUGUAAGGCAUUUGUUUUGCUGGUACUUGAGAAGUGACAAGUGAGAAAAAAUAUAUUGUGAUAGCUGGGGGUCUGAAAGGACUGAGAGGAAAGCAGCCGAAUAGAAAGCCAGAUACCCGUGAUGCUUGCUGCCCCUACGGAUACGAAGGACUAAAACGCGGAUGCAACGCAUGCAUCCUAUGUAGUGAACUGUGUAAGCCUUAGGAGAGGAUAUAGAAUGGGGAAAGAAAGGGAUUGAUGCUUUUUUUUUAAACAAAACAAAAAAACCACCCUCAUGCAGGUGUGUUUGUCCUGGACCUCUCUUCAGAGGAAAGGGAUGUUUUUCGUUUGUUAAAACAUCUACUUAAUCUUCAUACAUCUGAAACCUGCUAGCAACACUCCUUUGGAAAACUCCUCAUCCUUCUCUUUUGCCACCUUCUCUUGCAAAGGCACGAGUGGUUUUUCCCUCCGGGGGUUAUACUCCGUGACUCGCCUCGGCUCGGCUCCCCAGGUGACAUCUCUAUCUGAAUGUACUGGUGGUUGCUUCCCGAAACUGCUUUAAGUCUGUGAAACUUCCUAAAAGCCAUUUUCAAUGCUGCUGUGGCCUUGAAAGCUACCUCUUCUAUGUAUGUAUUUGUACAGAGAUGAGAUGACCGGCAAAGUUCUAGAAGUGUUUAUUUUGAUAUUAACUUUUGGAUGCAUUUGUAAAAUCUUUAUUGUAAAAAUUAAUUUAUUGUUAUAGUAAAUGGCAGUUAAUUCUACAUGGCAGUUUCUUUGAAUGGCUCUAUUUUCACUUUGCCCAAUUACUGUGGCUGCAAGUCUGAUGCCGCUCUUGCCCCAAGACACUUGAAAGUGGGAGAGAAGUGGGUUGGUAGAGUUACUGUCAGAGCAAAAUUCAUUUUGAGGGAUAUUGCCAUUCAAGUUGUAAUCCCACAACUGUGGGAUAAGCUUAUUUGAGCAUAACAUACUGAUGUUGGUGAUU